Molecule: messenger RNA, 1983 nt
Organism: Brettanomyces nanus
Lineage: Eukaryota; Fungi; Ascomycota; Pichiomycetes; Pichiales; Pichiaceae
Exons: 1
Coding region: 1-1983 (660 amino acids)
Biological process (GO): aspartyl-tRNA aminoacylation
Cellular component (GO): cytoplasm; mitochondrion
Molecular function (GO): aspartate-tRNA ligase activity; nucleic acid binding; ATP binding
Source: RefSeq, a predicted model, not a curated record
AUGUUGUCCAGACUGAAUGGAAGAUUAGGUUUUUUCAUUAGGAAUUUUGGUACUGCCUCUUCCAAAGUUUCUCUACCUGAAAAGGUGAGGACGCUCGAAAAGUUCGCUUUUAAGCAUUUCUCUCAUACUAUAAAUGAGGUUAAUGGAGGAUUGGAAGAUGUUCUGAAUAAAAAAGUUACUCUUAACGGAUGGAUAAAUGGUAGUCCCCGAAAGAUGUCGAAGAACUUGGUUUUUGCUGCAUUUAGAGAUUUUAAUGGAGAUUUCACUCAGAUCACUGCCAAAGGUGAGUCUGUAUCGCAGUUGCUAAGAACGUUAAAGCCUGAAGAUGCUCUUUCUGUUACGGGAACUGUUACUGUUAGGAAACAGAAGACAGAUGAUCAAUUCAAACAGUGGGAACUUGUUCUUGAGGACCUUGAAGUUCUAAAUUAUUCAAACGAAAAGGCUUCCCAGUUGGAUUCUCUUAAAGCAACCCCUUCACAAUAUCCUCCGGAGUACAGAUAUCUUCAAUUGAGACAGCCUUUUUAUCAGAAUGCACUAAAAAUGCGGUCCAAAGCUGCUUCCAUUGCCAGAUCCGUGUUUCAAUCCAUGAAUUUCACAGAGAUUGAAACUCCUAUGCUAUUUAAAUCAACCCCUGAAGGUGCCAAAGAGUUCUUGGUACCUACAAGACGUGAAGGUUUUUUUUACGCUUUACCCCAGUCUCCUCAGCAAUAUAAACAGAUCUUGAUGGCUAGUGGUUUCAAGGGUUAUUAUCAGAUUGCCAAAUGUUUUAGAGAUGAGGAUCUAAGAGCAGAUAGACAACCUGAAUUUACCCAGAUCGAUAUGGAAAUGUCGUUUGCUAAGAGUGAAGAUGUUCAAUAUGUGAUCCAGAAGUUACUCACUCAAAUUUGGAAUGGAGUUCGUCAUUUACCUUUUUAUCGAAUCGAUCCUGCCAAUGAAUAUGCUAUUGUUGAAUUGAAACCCGGUGAGAGCUUUCCAAAAGUCAAUUAUAUGGAAGCUCUUACCAGUUAUGGUAUUGAUAAACCGGAUCUUCGUGCUACACUCUCUUUUAAAGACAUUUCGAGUUUCUUUGGAAGUCAACCGUUAAAAAGAUCUGAUUUUCCUGUCAUUGAAGCUUGUGUGUUGAAGAAUGCUUUAAAUUUGGUGGUUAAAUCUCCUAGAAAUUUGUUCGAUAAGACUAACUACAGUAUGAGAACACCGUAUAUUUUCAAGAUUCUCUGUGAAGAUGAUCUUUAUCGAUGGUUUUCUAAGCUCCCUGUGGAUCUUGUCGAUGCUGAUUCUGCAUCCCAGUUAAAUCGUUAUCUUAACUUGUCUGUGGGAGAUAUAGUGGCUGUCAGCGAUAGAUCUGAGAUUCCUUAUGAAAGUCCUACUCCAUUGGGUAGAUUUAGACAGUUGGCGAUGCAGGAGUAUCCUACGAGCUGGAGAAGAAAAGUCGCCGGAGCUACUGAACAGCCGACUCAAAACGACAUUUUUGUAGCUUCUUGGCUUGUAAAUUUCCCUCUAUUCAGUCCUAGUGAGGGUGAUUCCAUCGAUGGUUAUCCUGUAUAUGAUUUUAGUAACCUAGAAUCCACCCAUCAUCCGUUCACCAUGGUGAAAUUAGAAGAUUAUGAUUAUUUGGCCUCUAAUCCUUUAAAGGCUAAAGGUGAUCAUUAUGACUUGGUGGUUAACGGUGUCGAAGUUGGAGGCGGAUCAAGAAGAGUCCACGAUGCAGAGCUCCAAAAGUUCAUCUUCUCCAAUAUUCUUAAAAUUGACAACUAUAUGGGCCUUUUUGGUCAUUUAUUGCACGCUUUAUCUAGUGGUUGUCCUCCUCAUGCAGGCCUUGCCAUUGGUUUCGAUAGAAUGUGUUCCAUGUUAUUAGGAUCUCCUACCAUUAGAGAUGUGGUUGCAUUUCCUAAGACUCAAGCUGGUACUGAUCCUGUUGUCGAAUCUCCAAGUACUGUGCCUGAAAAAACACUUCAAACCUACCAUAUAGGAGUGAAAAAGUAG